Messenger RNA from Dicentrarchus labrax (European seabass), 8353 nucleotides. Its product is annotated as MAM and LDL-receptor class A domain-containing protein 2. Lineage: Eukaryota; Metazoa; Chordata; Actinopteri; Moronidae. Gene Ontology annotation, cellular component: membrane. Gene Ontology annotation, molecular function: protein binding. Bases 124 to 7344 code for a protein of 2406 amino acids. The transcript is spliced from 51 exons. The record is from RefSeq and is a predicted model, not a curated record.
GUUGCACUCCAAUAAUAGAGGCACAAACUGUUAAUCAGAGGGGUUGCUGGGGUAGAGAUAAUGCUUUAAGGAUCUUUUGCCUUUUUUGGGGAUUUUCUUGCGACGUGCUAUUUUUCUCCAGACAUGAAACAAGUAUUUGUUCUGCUGCCAGUUUUGUUGGCCAUUGUGUCUUCUUGUCCUGAUUGGGAGUUCGCCUGUACAUCUGGAGAAUGUCUUCCUGCUGGACUCGUCUGUGAUUUUAAGACGGACUGUGAAAAUGGCUCAGAUGAAGAGUUUUGUGGGUCAUGUGACUUCGAGCAUCACUCUUGUGGUUGGAACGACACCAGUAAUGGCAACUACCACUGGAGACGGCAGACAGCAAAUAUCACCUCAAUACCUGGACUGGAUCAUACCACAGGAAGUCCACUGGGGCAUGUCAUGCAUAUAGAUGGAGAAGAAGGUGGUGGUUUUAAAACGGCUAAAUUGGAGUAUUCUGUUGAAAAGUUGGCAGCUCCGGGAUGUCAGAUCAGCUUCUGGUACCAUAUUUAUCAGAAGACAACAUCAUCAUCUUCAUCAACCCUUAAAUUAACGCUCAGAGGUAACACUGAGAGGGACUUGCUGGAGAUAACUAAAAAUGAAACAGACGGUUGGGAGAAUGCCAAAGCCUUCAUCGGUAAUCAGCCAGCAGGAUACAAGCUGCGGUUGUCAUUCAGCCCUCCAUAUGGGGAAACAAUAGAUGUCAUGCUGGAUGAUAUACGCUUUGAGAACUGUGGAGAGGGAGAUGUCCCGGCAGGAUCAGACCAACUCUCAUGUGAUUUUGAAAAGGACACCUGUUCCUGGUACAAUGACUUCACUGCCAGCCUUUUGUGGAAAAAGAGUAAUGAGGGAUCUGGAAAUGGCAACUACAUGGUCAUAACUGCUACACCCACACUAAAUAUCUCCUCAGCAGCCAGAUUCAUCAGCUUCCCUCAGCCUGCAGGUCAAAUCAUAUGCGUGAGCUUCCAGUACUACAUAUUUGGUAACAGCAUUGGUUCUUUGAAGUUUAUUUCAAAGCGUUCUGGUGAAGCGGAGACGGUUGUGUGGAUGAGAAGCGGCACCCAGGGAAACAAAUGGAGGUUUGCUGAUCUUACCUUCAACAGUGACAAACCAAUACAGUUUAUUAUAGAAGCCGUGGUGGGUGGAAAGCAAGGCAGAAUAGCCAUUGAUGACAUAAUAGUGUCCAGCAGUGAGACUGACUCUUGUCCGGCUGAGAGAGAGUGCACCUUCCAGGGCUCCCUUUGUGGUCUGCUGCCCCAACCGUCUGCACACAGCUGGAGCCGGAUCACAGGGACGUCCCAACCAGCCAAUUCUUCAGGCCCUGUGGCAGAUCACACUCUGGGCACAGAGCAAGGUUAUUACCUGAGCGCCCAGUUGUGGAGUCAUCCUGUGGGGACCAGAGUUGCAGUGAUGACUGCUUUGAUGGAGCCUAGCACUCCUGAUGGAGAGUGCCUGAUGUUCUGGUACUACAUGGAGGGAAGUGAGGUGGGGGAACUCAAUGUUUACCUUCAAACCCUUGACAACAACAGACGCUCUGCCCCGCUCUGGACCAGAAGUGGAGAUCAGGGGAAGCACUGGAGGCACGGAAGAGUAACACUUCUCAGUCCCACCCAGUAUCAGGUGAUUUUUGAGGCGGUGGUUGGGGAUGGACCGAGGAGAGACGUCGCCAUUGACGACCUCACUAUCCUGAAUGGUGCCUGUCCCCCGCCAGGUUUUUGUGACUUUGAAAUGGACUUCUGUGGUUGGGUGAACAAACCUCCUGCAGAGUCUGGCGUGGACUGGGACUGGCUCUCAGGGGACAGUGAGGUUUCCUUUCAGGUUCUUAUUCCAAAGAAGGACCACUCCACAAAUUCUGCUUUGGGCCACUUUGCAUUCUUUACAGCCCUUGGAUCUGAUAGAGAAGAAAUCGCCCGACUGGAGAGUGAGACAAUGGAGGCAGUAGACCAAGCUUGCCUGGAGAUGUGGCACUACACCAGUGGAUGGUUAUCAGAUCGCCCCACAGACGUUACACUGACAGUGUUUUUGAAUGAGUCUGCUGGACUGCGUCCUUUGUGGAAUACAAACGGUUAUACGAAUGAAACAUGGAUCAAAGACAGGGUGGACUACAAUGCAUCAGGGCUUCACCAGAUUAUUUUACAAGCCCUUUGUCCCAGUUCAAAGCAAGGAAACUUUGCACUGGACGACGUCCACAUCAUCAGGGGCAUGUCUUGUGAUGACGUUAUCUCAACCACCACCCCAAACCCUGCCACAACGACCACCGCUGCUCCUGCCUCCGCCAUGGACUGCACUUUUGAACAAGGUCUAUGUAUUUGGGUUCAGGAGGUCAGUGAUGAUUUGAACUGGACCCUCAGUCGAGGACUUCAAGUGGAGCAGCCAUGGGCUGGACCUCAGUAUGAUCAUACUGUUAACAAUAAUGAAGGUUUCUUCUUACUGCUGAAUGGAUCUGGAUCUAAGAAUGGAGAGAGAGCAGUCAUCUCUGCUCCUGUAAUCAAUCAACAAUCAGAUGAUAUCUGUGUUGGAUUCUGGUACUACAUGCUCGGGCCUUCAGUAUCCACCCUGGAUCUGCUGGUUGAGACUAAUUCCUCUGAAGUGUUAGUGUGGACUCGCCAAGGGACCCAGAAUCCAGAGUGGAUUAAUGCACAAGUAACCGUCAGCAUGAAAAAUGUGAUACGGGUGAUGUUUACAAGUCAUAGAGACACCAACAGUAAAGGAUUCAUUGCCAUUGAUGACCUUACAGUGAGGGAGGGGGCCUGCAGUAAUCAGAAUGUGUGUGGGUUUGAUUCCAGCUGGUGUGGUUUUGUGAACAGUGUCAGUCACAGGGGUCAGUGGUUGCGCAAAGGAGGCACAAAACAUGAGGUGGAUCACACCUAUGGAAGUGAAAAUGGUUUCUACAUGACGACAUUAUCAAACUCUACACAGAGGGAAGUAGCUGAGCUGCUCACAUCUGAGUUACCAGCUUCAGAUUUAUGUGUACGCUUCUGGUACUGGUUACCUGUAGGGUAUACCGACAUCCUUGCCGUGCAUGUGCUGCGGAGCGGGGAGGAGGGUGAUGCACUUUGGCAACGAUCAGAAGUGCCCUCGUCAGGCUGGGAGGUGGCAGAGGUCACUGUGUCCUCUCCUGCAAAAUUCCGCGUGGUUUUUAAGGCAGUCCAUAUGCCAGACACUAACUCUACAGUGAAAUUAGAUGAUAUUUCUGUGAGGGAUGGGGCUUGCGGUCCUCCAGGCACCUGUGACUUUGAGUCCGGACAGUGCACCUGGAUCAACAUCCCUAAAGAAGAUGGACAUAACUGGGUGCUGUCCAGUGGAGGUUUCCAGGGUCCGCCGACAGACCACACCACUCAGACCCCACAGGGUUGGUUCUUGUUGAGCUCAUCACUGCACCAAAACCACAGCAGUCUCACACAGGUAAUGUCACAAUGGAUCCACCCGAGAGACACCAGCUCCUGUCUCACCGUAUGGUACUAUAUCGACAGCAGCGACUCUGGGACAUUGAAGAUGUACCUGCGUUCAGGGCCGAUGGAGGAAGACCUGAUGUUCAACAGUAACAGCAGUGGACGCAGCUGGAUCAGCUUCUCUCAAUCUGUAGAGAGGAACAAACCUUUCCAGCUGUUGAUAGAAGCGGAAACUAACAACAGAGGAUUUAUCGCUAUUGACGACAUCAGUGUCACACCAGGCCUUUGUCGAGUAAAUGAAACAAGUUUGGGAUUUGUGGGUUGUUCGUUUGAAAAUGGCACAUGUGGUUGGGAGGACAUCAGUGUUGGCCAGUUUCAGUGGAUGACAGGAAGGAAUGCUUCUGAGAACCUUGGACCCUCUGUGGACCACACAGUGGGCACUGAACUGGGUUGGUACCUGGCAGUGAAUUCUGACCGAGGAGAUCAAAACAGCCCUGCUGCCGUGCAGAGUCCCACCAUGAAACAGGCCAGUGCCACCUGCACACUACAAUUCUACUACAACAUGUUUGGAGAGGACAUAAAAGAGCUGAGUGUGGUGUUAAAGGAAGGCUCCAGGACCACCACACUGUGGUGGCUAUCUGGUAGCCAUGGAGACUUGUGGCGUCAUGGUGAGGUAAUGGUUGGUCGAAUGCCUCAGGACUUCACCAUCCUGUUUGAAGCCUCCCGGACCUUCACCAAGCCUGGGCACAUUGCCAUUGAUGACAUAGAUUUCACCAACUGCACCCUGCCUAAGCCCCAGCCCCUGUGUCCAGAGAAUAUGUUCACGUGCAACAACAGUGUAUGUGUGGAGCACAACAGAGUGUGUGACUUCAGCGAUGACUGUGGGGACUGGUCUGAUGAGAACAACUGUGAGUCACAAGGUGUUGUGGAGCGCUGCAGCUUUGAACAAGGCCUGUGUUCCUGGGCGGACAGUGACGUGGACACACCUGGAGCUCAGUGGACACAUCACAAAGUACAGGAAGCCUGGCCCAAUCAUGGCCCUCCCAGGGAUCACACCCAAAACUCUGAUGCAGGUCACUAUGUGAUACCUGGGACUCACCUAACUGAGAGGGGCCAGACAUCAGAGAUGUUCUCCAAAACUUUACUACCCAGCUCCAACUGCACUGUGAGAUUCUUCUUCUUCAGCCUGGAUGAUGCGGCAGCCAGACUGACAGCCCAGUCCAGGACACUACGGUCUGGUAGUGAUGACUCUGUGUUAUGGCUCAGUGAAAACUCACAGAGUUACAGCUGGCGGAGGGCAGAGGUCACAUUCUCCUCCUCAGACAAUAGCAAGAUUGUCUUCAGAUAUGAGCGAGGUGAAGGUCACAGAGGGCUGGUUGCACUGGACGACAUCUCUUUCUCCAGGGAGUGUGUAUUUGACCCUGACAACAACAAACUGCCUGACACAUCACCCACCUCUGUCCCACUUACAUCUUCAAACACACCCACAUCUCCAGCUACACCCUCAACCUCGAUUGCACCGACCCACCCCUGUCCGGAUAAUGAGUUUUUCUGUUGGCGGUCAUCUGGAGAAGUGUGUAUCCCAGAAACCUUACAAUGUGAUUAUCAUCUAGACUGCCCCCAAGGGGAGGACGAGGAUGGCUGUGGUCAGUGUACAUUUGAGAGUAACCAGUGCCAAUGGGCUGACACCAGUGAUGGUCAGAGCAGUUGGCAGAGAGAGAAAGCCGGUAACGAUAGCGAGCCGUCCACUGAUCACACUACAGGCACAGGCUACUACAUGAGAGUGAAUUUCAGCCAGGGGUCCACACAGGUUGAGGCCAGACUCCAGAGUCCCCCACUACCCCCUUCGUCCCUCUACUGCCAGAUUCUGUUUCACUUCCACAUCAGUGCAGAGAGUGCUGGGUCACUCAGAGUGCUUAUGCAGCAAGCUGAAGGGAGUGAAGCAAUCCUGUGGUCACGCAGUCACAACACUGUCUCCCAUUGGACCCAAGAGCAUCUGUUUCUAGGCCCGCACCAGCAGCAUUAUAAGGUUUGGUUCAGCAGCACCAAUCAAGUGAAUCAGACUGCUGGAGAUCACAUUGUUGCUGUGGAUGAUAUCUCUUUUCUGAACUGUGAAAAAUCCUACCAACCACCUGCCCUGUCUUCCUCUAGCUGUUCUUUUGAAGAAGAUCUGUGUGUUUGGGUGAAGGGGGCUGAAGAUGAGUUGUACUGGCUCAGCAGGUCUGGUCCCACUGAAACCCCCAACACCGGGCCUGCAGGAGACCACACUACCGGCAAAGGGAAGUACCUUUACAUCAAGAGUUCCCCACCAAGUGUAAAAGGAAACAAGGCCCAACUGAAGUCUCCGCUGCUGCCACCUGCUGACAAAAACGGAUACUGUGUCACAUUUUGGCACCACAUGUUCGGAGCUACGGUGGGCUCCUUGAGGAUGCUUCUGCAAACAGCAGAUCCCUUGAAGAAAACAGUGGUGUGGCAAAAAUCAGGAAACCAAGGGGAUGAGUGGCAGCUGGUGCGGAUCCACGUGACCUUGCAGAAAGUCCACCAAGUGAUUCUGGAGGCUACAGUUGGAGGAGAGGCGGGAGACAUAGCCAUUGAUGACAUCUCCCUCAUCAGUGGACUGUGUCCUACCUCUGAUAUGUGUGACUUUGAGGAGGGUAGCUGUGACUGGAAGCAGCACACCACAGAUGACUUCGACUGGGUCAGACAGUCGGGCUCCACCCUCAACCCCAGCACUGGGCCAGACAGUGACCACACCACCAACACACCCACGGGCCAUUACUACUUCCUGUCCUCCUCUGCUGCUGACCGUGCAGGCCAGACAGCUGAAAUGUCUUCACCGCUGUACCCUGCAGGCAAAGGAGCUUGUGUGCAGCUGUGGUACCACAUGUACGGCAAAGGAAUGGGGAUGCUGAACGUUUACCAGCAGAGUGAAGAAGGGAAGCAAACUCUGAUUUUCUCUCAGACAGGAGACCAGGGCCAGCUGUGGAGGUUUGCUCAGGCUUCACUUCUGCCUCGGACUCAGCCUUACAGGAUCGUGGUGGAAGGUGUGAAGGCUGAGCCCACAGAGGAGGGAGACAUGGCUUUUGAUGAUGUUCAACUGACAGACGCUCAGUGUCCUCCUCCUGGACACUGUGACUUUGAGAUUAACAUGUGCAGCUGGAGCAACCUGGGAGGAGAAGUCGACCAGGAGGACUGGCUUCGUGGGAGAGGAGCCUCCCCAAAUCCCAACACCGGACCCAGUGUUGAUCACACCACCAACUCAACACAUGGUUACUAUCUGUAUGUGGACAGCUCUGUGGGUGAGUGGGGAGACACAUCCUUCCUGAUCAGUGAUGUCUUCCAGCCGUCCACUAGAGGUCACUGUCUGACAUUCUGGUACCACAUGUAUGGCGACAACGUUGGGACUCUGAGGGUUUACAUUAAUGACAGAAAAAUGCAUUCUGGUGGUUAUGAAGAAGGGACUCUGAAGUGGAUUGAGUCGGGAAACAAGGGAGACAAGUGGCAGGAGGCCAGAGUGCCUAUUAAACAUAAAGAAGCAUUCUGGUUUGUGUUUGUGUAUCAGAGGGGGAUGAAUACAGGUGGGGACGUUGCUCUGGAUGAUAUCACCGUCCUCCCUGGCAGCUGCUACUCGGAGCCACCCGUUGACCCUCCUGGUGAUGAUAAUGACAUGUCCGUAGGUCUGGCUGUCGGUCUGACUCUGCUGGCUGGAGUCAUCGUCGCCAUCUUCCUCUUUGUGCUGAACAUGAAGCGUAAUACAAUGAAUCAACCGACAAUUUUCAGUAACGACGCAAUUGACCAGGCCUCUGUGCUCGACCUCUUUGACUGCAAAAUAGAUGGAACACAACAAGGACCUGAGUCGGAAUUUUCCUUCUUCAACAAAAUGUAUGACCCAUCGCCACAUGUAACUGACAGCACCGUGGCUUCAUCCGAUGCUUGAUGAACUACAGUGAAAUAAAUAAACGAUAACCAGUUUGUAAAUGAUGCCUGUGUUCUUAGAGAUAUUUGUUGUCCAUUAAAAACUAUUAUUUAGAAAAUGAAAUAUUGAUGUUAGUGUGAAAGUUUGAAAAUGGAUCAACGUUGUGAGCCUUUAGUUUUAAUAAUGACAACUGGAUUAAUAAUUAUAUGAACAUAAUUAUUUCUUACCUGGAAAUACUGACAGGCAGAGCAACAAACCCUGCAGAACUUUGAAAGUGUAAAAGCCAUUUUUAUGAAAUAGAAUUUAACAAACACCCUUUUGUAACUGUUGUUGUUUUUGUUGGUUGACCCGGCAGAACCGGCAGAACCAGUUCUCCUGUUGAACUAAACCUAAGUAGUUACUUUAAGAAGCUGUACAUUGUAAAGGUGACUGUCUGCUGAGCAUAGAGAGCUGAAAUUACAACUCUGUUUGUUUACCAAGUGUAUAUUUACAUAUUAAAAUAAUUUAAUUUGUUCACAGAAAAUCACUGAAAUACAAACAUGUAAAGAUGUGCACAUAAAGCUCAAUUAUUUUUCAUUAUUGAAUUAUUCUUUCUCCCUUCACAAGGGAAGUAUGUAUAAAACGUAUUAAAAAAUGUCUAAUUAUAAUACAGUUCUGGUUAGUUUAAACUAUAGCAUGCAUUGUAUUUCAUGAUCUUCAUAGCUCCAAGCGUCAUGUUUCUUAAAAUAAAAGUCUAAUCUUUAUUUGUAGAGGGACGAGGAAUUGAAGCUGAAAAACAAUUGCAGUGGAGUAAAAAUAUAUAUUGUAAUGAAAAGGUAAUAAUGGAGUAAAGUAUGUGACCUCAGAUGUGUACAGUGCUUCUGGUUUGAUAAUGCUUAUGAAGGGAUGUAUAUCUUCAACCUUCUCAUAGACCAAACACUGCAAACUUGUUUUUCUAACUUGCAUAAUGUAAACAGAAAGAUUUUCUUACUCUUUCAGGGGGAAUCAGUUUUGGUGUAACUUACUAGAUGAAAUAAAUCUGUGAAUAAUA